AAAGGAUUCUACUUGUUACGCUGUGCUCAGAACAGCUCGAAGCGGCCGGUCUGCCGAAACAAUAAUAAAAACAUUAGCAGACGACACCCACGGCCUCCGAACACAUCCGAGAGACACUGUAAACACGGCAAUAACAAUAACGGCACAUUUUAGUCGAAGAGUACGUUCUUUUGUGUCUUCUAUCACAAUUUGCUGUUGUGCUAUCGCGUCCAAAGUCAUUCUAACGUUGAGCAGGUAAAACGUUUUUCACCAAAUGCGCACCUGCAGCUCGUUUUUGGCAAGAGACGAUUCUCUAACAGUUUUUACUCUUCGUGCACACUUACGAGGCGAUCUAUUAUACUUUGUUAGUGCAUGAGUGUUCUUCUGUGCGUGGUCCGGAUCUACCCCCGCGACCGAGGUUGGAUCUGUCCGGGGGUUGCAAUCAGGAACACAAUUGAUAAAACGGUCGUACUCUUUGUAUGGCCGCUGUGGAAGCGACGAGUUCUUGAAGCAUUUCUAUUUUCGGAGACACUUCCUAGCAUUUUAUACCGUGUGAGUCUGUUCGGUAACAGUGAUCACAUUGUGAUAUAGAGUGGAUUUCGAGUAUACCACGUAUAAACAGCCAUCAUGUUUCAUAACGGUGAACGGGGCUUUAUUGACUUUCGGGCCGAUCAGCGCCGGCCACCGGGACCACAACGUAAUGAUGCGUUUAGUAGAGAGAGCGAAUCUCCAGCAAAACCUGAAGUACCGAGUAGCCUCAGCGAGGCAAUGAAGCGUGCCGAAAUGAUGGUUGCCCGUAUAGAGACUCGUUAUGAACGAAGCAGAUCUCAGGCCCGACGAGAUCGCCGUUCCCGGAGUCGUUCCCGAUCACGAGCACGUAGUCCAGCUCAUCGCGGGGGUAGUUACCGGGCGCGAGACAAAUCUCGAGGCCGUUCUCGAAGUCGACGACGCUCGCCUAGAGGUCGUACACCCAUUGAUAACAGAAGUGAACACCCCCGUCAUCGGUCAAAAUCUUCUGGCCGUCACGGGAGAUCAGACUCGCUUGGACGCCACAUGGCUGAAAGGGGCCGUUCGCCAGGACCGUAUCGCCGAAAUGGUCGGGUUUCACGGUUUGACCAACCUGAUGAACAUCGGCCACGUUCGCGCAGCAGAUCGGGACGUUCACCAACGAGAAGGCGAACUCCGCCAAGGAUGUCGCCAUUUAAAGAGGGCCGAUCACCACUGGAGCCGAAUCCCAGAGAUGCGUUUCCCCCAGGAGCUUUAUCCCGCUUUAAAGCGCCACUAUCCCCGAAACGUGAUUCUCUCAGUCCGACUCCCUUGAUUGGAGAGCCAAAUAAAGCUUCUAACAAACGCGCCGACCCCAAGUCACAAUCGGCGCCUGCUGAGGAUCUCUACGAAGGGAUCUCCAAUGACUCUAUGAGUGAAGAGACGUCGAGGAAGUUCCUUAGUGCAGCUUUCCGACCCAUCGAACCCGCGCGUCACGGCAAAGACAAUGCGCCUUUGCGGAGGCCACAGCUGGAUAGUCCAGUGAACUCGAUUUUCCCCGAUGUGCCACCAUUGGAUCAGCGAUUGGGAAGCGCUAAUCGUUCACUAGCCGUUCGCGAAGGGUCUCCUUCACGCAACGUUAUCGACCGUCUUGACGGUUCGGAUCAUGGUGGCCUCAGACACGACGGACCUGGUCAUGUUCCUUUGUCAGGUCCGCUCGAUGAACCGCGUUCAGCAGGUGAAGAACGGUAUCUCGAACUUCUGAGGUUACGCGAAAAGCUUCGCCAAGCAGAAGAAAACAAUGCUGUCAAUGUGGCUUCGAAAAGAACACUUGCUGGCGGCGUGCAUCGUGUAGGGGGUGACAAAUUUCUAGCGGGAAGUGGCCGAGAGGACUUAACUCGAAUCGAACGUCGGGACACGGGAAGAGGCUGGGAACCCUUAGAAUCGGGGGACCCGAUCGAUCAUAGCAGACGACUUUCUCCGGCAUCUCCGUCGUUCGUUGAUGAUCGACUUUUGGAGCGGAGAAAUCACUGGCGAGCUCUCGAUGACAACACUUCGACAAACAGACAGCCGGGUCCACCAUCGGUCCGUUCAAAUAUCUCGGGUGUAUAUGGCCGUUUGACACCGCCUCUUGGAGAUGGCGGUGCUUCGCGAUUGCCUUUUCCAUCAUCGGCUGGUCUUCCUGGUCUUGAUGGUGCUCACCGAGAAGCAUCAGUUCGGAUUCCCGGCCUCUCAUCAUUCGAAGACGACGACUUCUACGGCAUUGGCCAGCAACAGCGAAUGUCGCCUGUCAAGCGAGCGCCUGUGCCGGGAGCAAUGCUUAACGAUGGAAAUUCGCAAGCGACAAGUAGUAGUUUACAAAGCAUUCGUAGUGAAGGUUUGGCGCGCGGUCCUUCAGCUCGAGAUCACGAAGAAUGGCUGGUCCGAGAAAAAGAGAUCGAUGAUUUGAAACGCCAGCUCCGCGAAAAAGAAGAAAAUCGAUAUGCGCGGCAUAAAACGCCUUCCGUCAAGGAUAUGCACCCAAGCCGGCCACUUUCGUCAAGAUCAAAUCAGGGCUUUGAUGAGACAUCAUUCCGGCCAAUAGCUCAUUCUGCAAUCUCCAGGAGAGAAGUAGAACCGCAUUCAUCUGGCCGUCGGCCUAUGAGUCCUAUUAUGAGACGGUCUCCUGGCGAAAGAAGGCCUCUCGUCGAGCGACGAUCCCCUGUCGAAAGGCGGUCUCCUGGCGAGCGGAGAUCGCCACGCCGGGGAACACGGUCGCCGAAUUUACGCUCGAAACGCUCGCAUAGUCCAGACUUUCGGCGGCGCUCCAGGAGCCCCUACUCAAGACGUUCACCAGUCGCUCGAAGAUCUCCCAUGGACGAUAGAGCGUUAGAUAGAGACGCGUACGUUAGAGCCAUGGCUGAUUAUCAUCCACCUCAUCCUCAGGCACAGCGUGAUAUACCAGGGCAUUCUGCAAUCGGAACUGCUUCUUUACUGGCACAGGCUUACCAAGGCUCUUCGUACGUGCCUGUAGUGGAAUCCACAAUACCUGCUGCUGCUGCCCCCGCGCCACAAACCACUGGUUAUGGAGGAGCACUCGCUGGAGCACUUUCCAGUGGAACACAUCCAAGUGCGGCACUUGCCGUCACUGCUAAUUAUUAUGGCCAACCCCAAGCGCCUCAACCACAUUCGUAUUACGCGCCAUAUGAAAGGGAGGCGUCGUAUAUUACUGAUCCCCAUAGUGGAUAUCCACCUGCUGUUGCGGGAACCCAUGGGUCAAUCGAUGUUCCUCUGCGAAACUCCAUUGCUGGCUCUACAAACACGAUGGCUGCUUCAGCUCCUUUGGCUGAUUCCGUAAAGCUCCACCAGGCAUCGGGAGAAAGACCAAAUCUGCGUACAUUAACAGGUGGUAGUCAUGGUAAGAAGAGUAGGCGGAAAGUCAAAGAGAUACUUCCAGAGGCAUUAUCUAUAAAUCCUCCGGCAUUCGCUGAGGUGGACGUUGGACUGCAACCUAUUGACAUGGAUCUAGAAGACCAAGAUGAGGUCGCUGAAGCGCAGGGACCCAAAGAAGAACAAGCCCCCAUUAAUAGUCGCCCAGAGGAGAAAUACGCCCAGGAAAUUGAAUCCUACCUUCGGCUCACAAAUGAGAAGGACGCAGAAAAGGAGCGUUUAUCCGUUUUGAAACAGGAGAUGGCCCGAAUUAGUAAGCUACAAGCAGAUUUGCUACGGCUUCGCAAGGGGUCGCCCGAUGACGCUCAAGUGGGUCGACAACUGGCUAACACGGGCAAGCUUUACGAGGAAGCUAAGAAAAAGGCUACCGGUGUAGGAAAGCAAAUUGAUGCGCUUGGCCAAGAAAUCUUCAAGAUUCCACAAAAGAUUAAAUUGCUUGCGAUGGAACACGAGAGCAAGUUUGCUGACAAGCUCGAAGCGAUCAAAAAGGCAAACAAAGAGAAGUCCCAGGCGGCUAGUGGUGGUGGCCAAAAGAAGGAUGUCCGCUUUAAAUAUGUUGAUCGCGGUGAGUUCUUCUGCUCCUACUGUCGGAUGGAAUAUCGGAGUGUUCCCGCAUUUCUUGCGCAUCUCCAUACCGAGCUACACAUAGCGAACUCAAACCAGACUCAGGAGAAGCCUUGGGCCAAUUUAGAAACAACCACGAAAAUUUCGGCGCCUACAGCAGCCACCUGCAAUGUACCUGCUAAAGGCGGACAAUUCAUUAUGGGGAUUACGGGUUUUUACUGCAAGAUUUGCAGAGCCAUCUUCCCCGAUAGUACAACGGCUGAAAAGCACGUUCUCUCCGAAGAGCACAAUAUGAAGUACAAAGAAUACAUCGGAAUGAAUCCGUUUUACGAGCGUCGCGUACAGCUCGAGAAGGAAACUAUCCUGCACAGUAUCGCAAAAGCGACUGCUCCUCGGCAGACAAAGCAGAUCGGUUCUACUGGGAGCGCCGGCUGUUCCAGUAAUAGCGGCAAGUCAAAAUCUUCUAAUAGUUCUAAUUUUAAUGAGGUCAGUGAAGGUUCUCGACUAUCUAGCAAGCGUUCUCUAAACAACAAUGUCUCACGGGAUAACCGUGAUGUUAAAGCUAGCAGCGGUCACAAAGCUUCAGGAGAUAGAGACUCACCUUUAAAAGGGUCAAGAUCUAUUGGUAGAAGUAAAGCUGAUCAUUUCCCUAUAAAUAAAGCCGGCAGUAGUAAUAGCUCGAGCGAUCACGGGACCACCAGAGACAAAGACCGAACUGUUUCAUUGCAACCCCGGCAAAAAAGGCCACGAACUUCCAGUAAGGACAGUGAUCGUGACAUGAGCUCUGAUGCUCAUGAAAACAGUGAUCAACAGGGCAUCGGCAACAACAACCCUAUAACGGAGAAGUCGCGCUCACCCUCUCCAACGAUUACUUCCACUACUGAGAACAGAGUUCAUCUUCAACAAAUCCAGAAAUCGGGAGGUAUUCGUUUGAAGCUCCUGAAGCCGACCAUCGGAGGUGCUCAGCCCCUAAUGAUUGGCAAAGCUCCCUUUAAACGGAAGCCGUCAAAUAACACUAUAAUAGAACCAGCCAAAGCAGACGCUUCUGGAGGCAGCAGUGGGCCUUCGGCAGAACAAAAUGAACUCUUCCCCUCUGGGACUCCGGCUCCUCCUGGAGAUGACGAACCUGUGCCCGCUGUAGCAAUGGGGCCGUUCAAGCCUCCCAAUCCAGCGGACGAAGGAGAGCCACUCCCCCCCGGAGACACAGCACCCCCACCUGAAACGCCCUACUGGAUGAACAAUCUUUAUACCUCGUGGGAACAACCGGGAGCGGCGCCGUUUAUACCUGAAGAAGAUGAAAAGGAGCCGGAGGAAGAGGAACUUGAAGAAUACUGAUGUCGACAGACGAAAAACUUAUCGUAAGAAAUCCAAUGAUUAAAGAUCAAAGCAACAAAACAAGAAAAUAGUUCGAACGCAUCAAGGGUAGCGCGUUUGUAUGCGUAUGUAUGUUUUUAUGCGUUUCUAUGGACACGUAAUGAGGAGACUGAACAGCUAAAGUCUUUGAAGUCAAAAGGUUACUUGUUCCUUGACGCGUCUACCAAAUGGCACAUCGGGAUGAAGUGCUCUGGAGCGCGUAGGACGCUCACAAACCCAAAUUUAAUUAUUCAGCGCGAAAUAUAUACAUUUUAUUAUAAAAUCAACGUUGGUGAAAAGAUAAUUGAAGGCAACUAAACGAAAAAAGGAUUUCACUGACCGAAGCAUUUCAGAAGAUCAGCUCGAGCAGAGAAGCGUUACUUGCCAAAAAAGAGGAGGUAAAUUUUAUUCAACAUCGCAUGGAUACCUCCGCCGUUUCCUGCAUCAAAAAUCAUCAAACAAUCGUGAAAAAAAGUGACAUGCUUCACAUCACAAAAAAAAUUCAAGCGAAUUCAGAACCGCGUAAGGUUUGUUGAACAACAAAUCUGAGCAAAAGUCAGUGGUACAU
This is a messenger RNA of Varroa destructor (honeybee mite), 5878 nucleotides long. RefSeq lists its product as uncharacterized. Gene Ontology annotation, cellular component: nucleoplasm. The record is from RefSeq and is a predicted model, not a curated record. Gene Ontology annotation, molecular function: zinc ion binding; nucleic acid binding. Lineage: Eukaryota; Metazoa; Arthropoda; Arachnida; Mesostigmata; Varroidae. Gene Ontology annotation, biological process: positive regulation of DNA-templated transcription; negative regulation of DNA-templated transcription.